AUGGCCCAAUCAGAUAUGGACAAAGACAUCGAACAACGCAAAGAUGCUGCGGCGAUGAUAGCCACAGCGUCAAUUGAUGAUAUCAAUGCUGAAGCACGUGUUGCUGCCGACAAAGAGCAUUCGCAUACCUUUUUCGAAGCAGUGAAGCUAUAUCCUUCUGCAGUGGGAUGGUCGCUUUACUUCUCGCUGGGAGUGAUCAUGUGCGCUUUCGAUCCGCAGCUCCUUGGACAAUUAUAUGCGACGCCAGCAUUCCAGAAAGAUUUCGGAUACUUUUACAAGGAUAGCUAUAUUGUCUCAGCUCCAUGGCAAACAGGCCUAUCCAUGGGCAGCCCGAUUGGUCAAGUAGUCGGUGCAUUCUUUUGCGCCUAUCCCAUGGAGCAUUUUGGUCGCAAAAAGACUUUUGGGGCCUGCGUCAUCCUCACCACUGGAUUUAUUUUCAUCCAAUUCUUCGCCAGAUCACUUCCUGUUCUCCUUGCUGGGGAACUUCUCGGAGGUCUUGUACUUGGAUGCUAUGCAGUCAUCGCACCAGCUUAUGCCUCUGAGGUUUGCCCGUUGGCUCUUCGAGGAGUUCUCACUAGCUGUGUCAACAUCGCAUUCGUCACUGGCCAGUUACUGGCGAACGGAGUGAUUGCGGGGACUCACGUACUGACAAGUCACUGGGCAUACAGCUUACCAUUCGCUGUGCAAUGGGUUUGGCCACUGGUGAUUCUGAUCGGUUUGCCAUUCGCCCCAGAGAGUCCAUGGUGGCUUCAAAGACAAGGCCGAUAUGAAGAUGCCGAGAAAUCACUAAGACGACUCGCAUCUUCCAAGGUCGAUAUUAAGCCCACGCUCGCGAUGAUUAUCGAGACUGAUCGUGUGGAAAGAGAGAUGGAGGCUGGAUCAACUUAUGCAGACUGCUUCAAGCCAAUCAAUCGGAGGCGAACAGAAGUCGCGAUCGGUGUUUACACCAUCCAGGUCCUGAGCGGAAUUUACCUGGUCGGCUACGCAACAUAUUUCUUUCAACUUGCAGGACUUCCUACUGACCAAGCGUUCAAUAUGGGUGUUGGAUUUCUUGCCAUUGGAUUUGUUGGAACUUGUUUCUCCUGGGUCCUUUUGAUUCAUUUUGGUCGCCGACGAAUUUACAAUGUUGGUCUGGCGACCUUGGCAGUACUCCAACUGAUCAUCGGUAUUCUCGACUGUGCACCUAAUUAUGACAACAGACCUGCUAUCACGUGGGCUCAGAGCGUGCUGAUGCUUAUCUGGAAUUUUGUAUACGACUGGUCGAUUGGCCCAGUGUGCUUUGUACUGAUCAGCGAAGUGUCCGCCACUCGCGUUCGAUCGAAGACCAUAGCAUUGGCGACUGCAGUCCAAGCAACGGCAGGCAUCGUCAUGACGGUCGCAAUUCCCUACAUGAUCAAUCCAGAUCAAGCGAACUUGCGUGUCUGGUCAUGGUUCAGAGUCCCAGAAUUGAAAGGGAGAACGUACAAGGAGGUGGAUCUGAUGUUUGAGCGUGGGGUGAAAACGCGCGAUUUCAAGAAAUAUAAUAUCACCCAGCCAGCACAAUAA
This is a messenger RNA of Exophiala bonariae, 1545 nucleotides long. RefSeq lists its product as uncharacterized. The transcript is spliced from 6 exons. Gene Ontology annotation, biological process: carbohydrate transport; transmembrane transport. Gene Ontology annotation, molecular function: carbohydrate:proton symporter activity. Gene Ontology annotation, cellular component: membrane. The record is from RefSeq and is a predicted model, not a curated record. Lineage: Eukaryota; Fungi; Ascomycota; Eurotiomycetes; Chaetothyriales; Herpotrichiellaceae. The coding region runs from base 1 to 1545 and encodes 514 amino acids.